CAGCAGACCGCGUAUGCAAUCGCGAAGUUCAGCAGUGCGAAGAGAGCCAAUGACGUCAUUGUCAAUGGCCUCAUGUACUUCGGCCAAAGACUGAACGCCUGGCGUCUGGUCAAGGAGGCGCGGCGCUGCAUGAAAUGCCAGCGCCUGGAACCAGGCCAUAUGGCCUCCGACUGCACCGAGACUGCUAAGUGCGGAACAUGCGCGUCCCCAGAGCACACGACCCAGAAGUGCAAGGUCCCUCCGGGACGCAAGCGUUGGUGUGUGAACUGCAAGGUGGCAGGACAUGCAUCCUGGGAACGCCACUGCCCCACAUUCAUGGAGGCGAACCACAAGAUCCAGCGUGCUAACACGCUGGAACAGUACCGUUUU
Molecule: messenger RNA, 369 nt
Organism: Fomitopsis serialis
Lineage: Eukaryota; Fungi; Basidiomycota; Agaricomycetes; Polyporales; Fomitopsidaceae
Exons: 1
Molecular function (GO): zinc ion binding; nucleic acid binding
Source: RefSeq, a predicted model, not a curated record